Molecule: messenger RNA, 706 nt
Organism: Ceraceosorus bombacis
Lineage: Eukaryota; Fungi; Basidiomycota; Exobasidiomycetes; Ceraceosorales; Ceraceosoraceae
Source: the annotation of a GenBank genome assembly
AUGGCGACCACUAGCAAAAUGCCACCUAAACGCAAGACCAACACCGCUCCGGUUGCAAAGCGAUCCGACUCUGACAUCGAGAGCGAACUUCCCAAUGACAAGGAAGAGAGCGGGGGACAGAGAAGGCAAGAGGAUGACUUUGUGCCUUCACCUAGCGAGAGCGAAGAUGGGGAUGCAGACUUCAGACCUAGCGCUUCGAAGAAACCUCGAGCUCGUGGAGCUGGAACUGCAAGCGCUACCGCUUCGCCUAAAGCGAGCGGCAAGUCGAGCGCAUGGAGCGAAGCCGAUCGUGAGCCCCUUUCGGCAAGAUGACCAGAAAUCCACGCUGAAUCUCACUGACUGUCAAGAAUGUCGACAGACAAUCUUGCCUUGUCAUUGAUGCUAGGCCUUUCAGCAGACAAUAAUUUGACUAAGCAAAAAAAGGAGGUCAUCGCAAAAGCGCUUGGACGAAGCGACAAAGCAGUGAAUGUGAGUAAUGAAUCAGCAGCGAUCUACCUCUCCCAAACAUUGCCAGAUACUGACUGGUGGCCGCUUCCUGCGUACGACUAGUUCUGGUGGCGUAAGUUCACGCCUGACGACACACUUUUGCUACAUGGCGCUGCUUCUAACAAGCAUAGCCAAGAACCUUGCCCUCGCAGAUGGUAAGACACACAAGCAAGUGAUGGAAUUGGUCGCACGCUUUACCGAAGGCAAGAUUGGGAAGUAA